Messenger RNA from Nerophis ophidion (straightnose pipefish), 3185 nucleotides. RefSeq names its product reticulophagy regulator family member 3 (gene retreg3). The transcript has 10 exons. Lineage: Eukaryota; Metazoa; Chordata; Actinopteri; Syngnathiformes; Syngnathidae. The record is from RefSeq and is a predicted model, not a curated record. Gene Ontology annotation, biological process: reticulophagy. Bases 147 to 1643 code for a protein of 498 amino acids.
CCCAAUGACCUCGAACGCACCACACUUCUUUAGCCCACAGCGCGUUGUGAUUGGUGGAGAGAGGGCUGACAAAAACAGCUUACGCCAUAUUUCAGUAGAACGACAAGAGCUUGAGACGUGUAAAAAAAUGCUUAAAUAACACCAAGAUGGCGCCAAUGGAUGCUGUUGAAGACGCGUCCUCGGUCGACGCCAAGGUACCGGGUACCAGCACCGCCGGCCCGCCGCGAAGCCCACCGUGCUCCAGCGAGAGGGACGCCCAGGUGAGGGACGUCCAAGCCGCCCUUCAGUCCCAGCUGGGGCCCUACGAGCGGCUGCUGACUUACCUGCAGUCGGUGCUGGUGUGGGAGAGACCCUUCCAGUGUGUGCUGCUCUACCUGCUGCUCAACGCGCUCUUCUGGUUCUUUGCGCUGACAUCGCUACGGCUGUUGUUCCUGCUGGCUUCCGGUCUCGCUCUGCUGGUCUGUGUCGACACCUGGAGGAACAAGAUCUGGCCCAAGCUUCGAGCUAAAAGCGCGGAUGAAUUCGAAAGCGAAAGCUUACAUGGUAUACGUUUGUGUAGCUGGGGCCUGGUGCAGCCCGGCGUACUCAGCGUGCCGGAGCUGUGCCACCACGUCGCCGAGGCCUGGGUCAGCGGGUUGGUUCUCGCAUCCAGCGCCUUGCAGUUCAAGCGACGCAACCCCGGCAAGUUUUGCAUCCUGACCUGCAGCCUCUUUUCCUGUUUGGCCACGACGGGACGCUACAUUCCCGGAUUGGUGCUCUCCUACUUAACCGUGUUGGCAAUGCUGCUGGCCCCUCUGGUGGCCUACCACAGGCUGUUUCAGCGUGUGCUCGUGAAGCUGGACCCGGUCCUGCAGCGGCUGGACUUCAGCGGUCACGGGUAUAUGAUGUCAAAGCCCUUGGACAACCAGUUCCUGCGCUUGCCUCUGCAUAGCGUCCUCUCGAGGGAAGGCAGUGACAGUGAGGAGGAGCUGGCGGAAUUCUGUCCAAAGUUUGACGACAUUGUAAUCACGAAGGAACUUGCUCUGACCGACUCGGAGCACUCCGAUGCUGAAAUUUCCUACACUGACAACGGAACAUUUAACCUAUCCAGAGGCCCCACGCCGCUGACAGAGGGCUCUGAAGAUCUGGACCGACACAGCGACGCCGAGGAGUCUUUCGCUCAGGAUCUCACCGAUUUCCCCUCCAUUAACCCCGACGCCACCCUGAUGGACGACGACGACGACACCAGCAUCGGUCUGCCUAGCCACCGUGCCUCCGUGCUGGAUGUGGACGCUCACCUGGACUCCGACCAGGACGAUCUGGACUCGGAAGUCUCCCUCAGCAGCCUGAUGCCCGCCUCCAACCUCACGGGCGACCUGGCCGGGGUCAUCGCCAGCAACAUGAUCCAGGCUGCGCUGGUGGGCGCCAUGCAGCCCCGACGCCCCGCCGCCCACCGCAGGCAAGCCCCACCGAGGGCGGGGACCCACCAUCGGAGCCACCGCAAACAGUCCAGCUCGGAGAUGGACACGGACUUGGACACGGAGGACUUUGAAAUGCUGGAUCAGUCCGAACUGAGCCAGAUGGAUCCCCUGGGAGAUGCUGGAGGACGGGGGCAGAGUCAGGGGUCCAACUUCCUGUCCAGCCUGCUGGGUAAACAACAGUAACAAAGUGUGUUUUUAGAAAUUCUAUUGUUUGAGUCUCGCCUUUCUAGUCAGCUUUAAUCACUGUGAACCCCCCCGUUCUUAUUCAUCAUCAGUCCUCCAGCUGAGCAACAGUAAAUAUUGAUAGAAUAAUCAAUAAGCAUCUUUUUUGAGCCAUGCCCUCAUCGCUUUCCAAGUCUUUCCCAAGGAGGUCUGGACAAAAGAGGGCUAUUUAUGAACUUUGGGACCAAAUCCCACAUUCCCAUUGCGCUCCCCACAUACAGCUUUUAUUUCUCAGCAAAAUAUUGCAUAACUUCCGCUGCUGAUUUGACUUUUUUAGUUAUCUUGCUGGUUUCCAAAGUUGAACUUGAUUCAAAUCUAAUUUUAGAUGACAAUCUUGUUUGGUUUGACACAUGUGAAAGAUUAUUUACAUGGACAGCUCAAUAAAUUAGAAUAUUGUGCAAAAGUUAUUUGAUUUCAUACUCUUAUAUAAAUACAGUACAGGCCAAAAGGUUGGACACACCUCACGCGUUUUGUUUAUUUUCAUGACUAUUUACAUAGUAGAUUGUCAUUGAAGGCAUCAAAACUAUGAAUACACAUGUGGAGUUAUGUACUUAACAAAAAAAGGUGAAAUAACUGAAAACAUGAUUUAUAUUCUAGUUUCUUCAAAAUAGCCACCUUUUUCGCCACUUACUUUUUCCCACACUCUUGGCAUUCUCGAGCUUCAAGAGGUGGUAAUCUGAAAUGGUUUUCACCUCACAGGUGUGCUUCAAGCUCAUCGAGAGAAUGCCAAGAGUGUACAUAGCUGUAAUCAGAGCAAAGGCUUUUUUGAAGAAACUCCAAUACAAAACAUGUUUUCAGUUAUUUCAUCUGUUUUGGUUAAGUACAUAACUCCACAUAGAUAGAUAGUACUUUAUUGAUUCCUUCAGGAAAAUUAAAAAUUCCAGUAGCAGUGUACAGAGUUGAGAUCAAUUAAACAGUAAAAAGUAAAUAAUGGGGUUAUAAUAGAAGCAAAAUGGAAAAUAUAACAAUGGGAUUAAAAAUAAAAAGCAACAAUGAGUAUAAAAAUAUAACAAGACAAACUAGGCAGUAGUGACCAUGUUAUGAAAACGUAUUGCACUGUUAUUGUUUCAUGUUACAUGUGUUCAUUCAUAGUUUUGAUGCCUUCAGUGAUAAUCUACAAUGUAAAUAGUCAUUGAAAUAAAAAAUGUCCACAUUUUUGGCCUGUACUGUAUAUAUACUUAUUAUAAAAUGUAAAAUUGUUUACAUUUUAUUAACAAUUCUUCAUUCUCAUGAAAUACUGAAUUUAGGGGGUUGUUAACGAUAAGCUUUAAACAUUCAGAAUUUUUAAAAUUUUUGUCCCUCUGUAGUGAAAUAGAAGAGUUUUGCUUUUGAAUUGGAAGUAGUGAAAGAAUUGUAUUUUUUUCUAUAUGAAGGUAUAAAAUAGUUAUAGUCUGUUAUCGUUAGUUUGAGGGUGAGAUUAUUUUUGCUGUGACUCGUUUAUCACUCAUGUACAGCAAGUAGUGUUCCAAUUGGUUUACAUAGCUAUUUUUUUUUGUUAUCUUG